Messenger RNA from Dermochelys coriacea (leatherback sea turtle), 11389 nucleotides. RefSeq names its product cysteine/serine-rich nuclear protein 3. The coding region runs from base 270 to 2030 and encodes 586 amino acids. Gene Ontology annotation, cellular component: nucleus. The transcript is spliced from 5 exons. The record is from RefSeq and is a predicted model, not a curated record. NCBI's taxonomy places the organism in Eukaryota, Metazoa, Chordata, Testudines, Dermochelyidae. Gene Ontology annotation, biological process: regulation of transcription by RNA polymerase II. Gene Ontology annotation, molecular function: DNA-binding transcription factor activity, RNA polymerase II-specific; sequence-specific DNA binding.
CUCAGUGAGGCUGAAGCUGUUCAGCAAGCAGUAGGUAAUGAGUCUUUGUGCAGAGUGAAGCUCUUGUCGCUGAACAAUAAAGCAUAUGGUACCAGCAAUAAAACACAGUGCUGGGAAAUUUAAGAAGAUUCUGUUGGAAGUAGGAAGACAGUGAAUAUGUCACAUGUUAUAAAAUGAUGAUCAAUCUAUUUUGGUUCCUAAUUAAUAAAAAGAGUGCAUGGAUUGGAAAAACAACAAUUUGAACAGGUACAUGUGACAGCGUUGCAGCUAUGAGUGGAAUUUUAAAGAGGAAAUUUGAAGAAGUUGACGGCUCCUCACCCUGCUCCUCUGUGCGGGAAUCUGAUGAUGACAUUUCUAGCAGUGAAAGUGCUGACAGUGGUGAUAGUGUCAAUCCAUCCACUUCAAAUCAUUUUACCCCUUCAUCGAUCCUGAAGAGGGAGAAGCGGAAAAGGACAAAGAAUGUUCAUUUUAACUGUGUUACUGUGUACUACUUCACAAGAAGGCAAGGCUUCACCAGUGUCCCGAGCCAAGGAGGAAGCACAUUGGGCAUGUCCACACGUCACAACAGUGUGCGCCAGUACUCCCUUGGAGAAUUUGCAGUGGAACAGGAGAGGCUCCAUCGAGAGAUGUUACGAGAUCAUCUAAGGGAAGAGAAGCUUAACUCUUUAAAACUGAAGAUGACAAAGAAUGGUACAGUGGAAUCGGAAGAGGCUGAUACUCUGACGCUGGAUGACAUUUCUGAUGAUGAUAUUGAUUUAGACAACACAGAAGUAGAUGAAUACUUCUUUCUACAACCCCUACCAACAAAAAAACGUAGGGCACUGCUACGAGCCUCUGGAGUGAAAAAGAUCGAUGUGGAAGAAAAACAUGAGUUGCGGGCUAUCCGCCUGUCCAGGGAGGAUUGUGGCUGUGACUGCCGAGUGUUCUGUGAUCCAGAAACUUGUACUUGCAGCCUUGCAGGCAUAAAAUGCCAGGUGGAUCGUAUGUCUUUUCCAUGUGGUUGCACUAAAGAAGGGUGCAGCAAUACAGCAGGUAGAAUUGAAUUUAACCCCAUCCGUGUACGGACUCACUUUUUGCACACAAUAAUGAAGCUUGAAUUGGAGAAAAAUAGAGAGCAGCAGGUUCCUGCACUAAAUGGUUGCCACAGUGAGGUAAGUGCUCACACUAGUUCUCUGAGUACAGCACCCCACCCGGUAGAAUAUUCACUUGCAGAGAAUUUUGAGAUUGAAACUGACUCUCAGGCUGCAAUGAUGCACCUGCAGUCUGCUGAAGAUUUGGAUUGUCCUGGGGAAGAGGAGGAGGAGGAAGAAGAUGGAAGUAGCUUUUGUAGUGGAGUUACAGAUUCUAGUACACAAAGUUUAGCACCUAGUGAAUCUGAUGAUGAUGACGAUGAUGAAGAGGAGGAGGAGGAGGAGGAGGAGGAGGAAGAGGAAGAAAAAGCAGAUGAUUUUGUGGAAGGCAUGGGAUCCCAUGCCGAUGUAGUGCCUCUUCCUUCUGUCCUUUGCUAUUCUGAUGGCACUGCAGUACGUGAAAGCCACUCUAAAAAUGCCUCAUACUACACUAACUCUUCAACUCUGUAUUACCAAAUAGAGAACCAUGCCCCUGGCAGUAAUAACCAGAUCACUGAGACCUAUUCAGAAAGGGACACUGUUAAAAAUGGUAGUCUUUCUCUGGUGCCUUAUAAUAUGACUUCAGAGCAGUUUGUUGACUACACACGGCAAUCAGAGGAAAGUUACAGCAGCUCUCAUUACCCUUCUGCAAACCCCUCUGUGAUAGUUUGCUGCUCCUCUUCAGAAAGUGAUAACAGUGUUCCAUGUAAUAGUUUAUACACUGAACACAGGCUAAGCCACUCUCAUGUGGAAUUUCACUCAUACUUGAAAAGUAACUCUCAAGAUGGAUUUGUUUCAGCUUUGAAUGGUGACAGUCACAUAUCAGAGCAAGCUGCAGAGAAUUCUAUAAGCCUUUCAGAAAAGAGCAGACUGCAUGAAGAGUGUAUCAAAUCAUCUGUAGUGGAAACAGUCCCUGUUUAAUUUAUUAAGAUAUUCUAGGACUGAAUCCAUUUAUUUAAAUGCACUCCACUUGGAUUUCCUAGAAUCAUAAUUUUUAAGCUGUGGACUAAGAAAACUUGGACUAUGGUUAAUAUUCCAGACACAUUUUUGUUUUUUUCUUUCAAGCUACAUGGCUGUGGCAUUGCACAGAAAACAGUUCAUGUAAAGAUUAAAAACAGAAAUCAAACGGUCUUUUGAUAGAAAAUGUAUAAAUUUAAAAAUAUAUACAUAUUUCACAGUAGCCUGCCUGUCAAACUAUGUGAAACCUGCCAAGCCAUCUGAAUCAAAUCUUCGUGUUUUUGAUCGUUGGGCCUGUGCAAGAUUGCUAAACGGAUACUUUGAAAUAAUCAUGUUUAGAAUCCUAAAUUUUCCACAUAUCUGAAAAAGAUAGUGACUUUCUACGUAAAAGUAAUUAAUGUAUGAAAAGGUGUAAGUGUUCUGUACUGUAUUUUAUUUAUGGUAGUUUGGUACUCAUGUUUUGAUAACAAUGAACAGCAUGUUCAUUUGAGUUGAAGAUCCAUAGCUAGUUCUGCAGAGCAUGCCCACGUAAAUUGCAUUCGGCGUACCAUAUACAUUUUUUUAUAACUACUCCUAGCAACUGAUCUUAAAAUACAUUUAGGUCUGUUUUUACUGUUUUUGACAGACAAAUCUAUGAGUCGGGGCAUUUAUAUUUUGUAUAAAAGUGAAAAGUAGGACAAUCCUCCAUUAAUGUCUGAAUCAAUGACAACCCACAGUUAACUUCCCCUGGAGAAAAUUGAUGUUGUGUAUAAGGACAAAGCAGUAGUUUAUAAACUUGCACAAAUCCUUUUAGCCCUACAAAUAUUCAGCUUACUAAUGCACUUUAGUGCCAUUUUGCAGUACUUUAUUAAUUGUGGGAACUGUGAACCAUUUUGGAGAUAUGCCAUAGCUCUAGAUUGUGAGAUCUAUAUAAUAGACAGGCAUCUUAAAAUUCAGUAUAAUAAAACUGUUACAAGUUUUCCCAAGCCAGUAUAUGAAUGCUUAAAUAAGUAAUUAGUAAGAGCAAAGAGUCAUUCUGUUAGGAGGUUAAAGGAAGCAUGGAAAACAAUUUUAAGUUUUUCUAGAUUUUUCUACCUAUUUAGCAGUCUUUACAAAUUAAGAGCCUGAUCCAAAGCCCAUUGAAGCCAUUCAGUGGGCUUUUGAUCAAACCCUAAAUGUACAAAGUCACUUAAUUACUCUGAUAAUAACAGUAUUCUGUACCAGAAUCCGUAUAUUCAACUAGGACAUGAGUGUCAGAAGUUUUAUACUUGUGAAAAUUUGUAGGCAAAUUCUAAUGCAUUACCUGCAUCAUUCAUUAUUACCUGGUUUUCAUUUUACUUUUAAAAGGGACAAUGAGAAUUACAACACAUUCUGCAUCCCAACCCUUAAAUUAUCUGGACUUGUUUUUUCUAGAGAAGAACUUCUUCUAGGAGUUCAUUUUCUACACAUUUAUUAGAUAUACAUAGCUUUAUAUUGCCUUAUUUUAAAAUGCAAUAGGACACUUCUUAACCUGUUUUGAUAUUUUUGUCCUUCUACUGAUAUUGAAGUAUCAUUAUAUAGGUGUUAGUUUGAAAUGAUUGUCUUUUUUGUCAAAUUACAGCAUCUGCUGCUUAAUUUUUAUCCCUGUCAAAUUUAGUUGUUUUAGGGGUAAAGAUGUAAGCAUAUUGUAGAUUUCAACUCUGUACCAAUUACUCUUCCGUUGAGUCACUUUUUAUAAAGUCAGCUACAAUAUUCCAGGUAGAAAAACUACCACGCUAAAAAGAUGUUCUCUGAAAAAGAAGAUGUGACUUAAUUGCUCUUUUAUGAAACCACUGCACACCAUUUUCAAGUCAGUUGUUUUACAUUAAAUGGCAAAAUAUUUUUAUAUUUUCCACAUAACAUGAGGGAGCUGUUUUGUUUAUUUGUUCCCACAUUGAUUCAUGAAUGCCUUCAUUGGGAUUUCUUUGAGAUAAAAGUUCUGGUUCAAUAAGAAUUGCAUACUUCAUUUGCAUAGCAUUCCUAUCUCCUGGGAAAGUGCAGCCCACUUUGACUUGCUGUCUAAAGUAGUCAUUCUAGCAAUUCAUCUGUCCCUUGUUUGCCGUAGAAACUUCUUUUCUUUCCCCAAAGGGUGUGCAGUCAGUUAAGACAGGUGUUCUCCGCUUUUACACAGCAAAUAGUAUUCUUUAUUUUUAAAGAUAAACAGAUUAGAAACAUUUGAUAAAAAGAAGUGUGCAGAUUACUGAUAAUAUUGUCUUGAUAACAGAGCUCUCUUAAUUUACAGAGCCCCUGCAACAAAUCACUGGGCACAAGUGUACACAUCACGGAAACCUGACACACACCACACCAGCACUAAAAGCACAAACCUCUAGCUAACGGGGUAGCUGUGAGUGAGUAGCAGGUUCUUAACUUCAGUGUGGAUUGGCCACUAGAGGGAGACAUAAUUAUGCACAUUUAACCAAUGUAUUAAGUUCAGGUGAAAAUAGGAUUUUUACUUCAUUAUUUGCCCUGCUAUGGAGCAAUAAGAAAUUAUUUUCUUAGUCUCUAACUUUCCACAUGAAGAACAUCUUCAGUGACAUUAAAAAUAAAAACAUUCAGAAAAAUAAGUAAUUAUGUAAAACACAUCUCAACUAGCUUUAAAAUAAUGAGAUGGUUAUUAUUAUUAUUGUUUAACAUUUAUAUUGCAAUAGAGUUUAGAGAAUCUGAUCUAAAUUGGGGCCCCUUCGUGAUAGGAGCUGUAUUACCAUAUCUAGGUAGUGUCCUGCUGUUAUAGUAUUAGAACAAAACAUGGGCCCUGCCUGCAAGAGCUUACAAUCUAAGAAGGGAUGGGGACAGGGAGGUGAUUAAAUAAUAUUUUGCUAUGAUGUUUUCCACAACUAAAGUUGGGAACAGUUAUGAAGAAUCAGAGGAUAUGGUAUCUAAAGUUAAGAUAAUAAUGGCAGUUUUUAACUUCCUUUAAUUGUACCUGAUCACACUAUUUUGCAAAUACCAGCACACUCCUUUGGUCAUUCUCUCUCAGGCCUAACACUUCUUUACCCAGACUUUGUUCUCAUGAUUUUACCAACAUGCACAUACCAAAAAGAUCUUGCUUGCUUCUUCCUCAGAGUAAGGCCCAAAGUCAAGGCCUUGUCUAUGCUGAAAAGGACUUGCCAAUAUAGCUACACCAGUAGAGGUAUACCAUCAAACCCCCCUAUGUAGAGAUGCAGUUCAUACAGGCAAAAUAAUUAUUUUGCUAGUACGGCUUAAACCAGUUCCCUGAACAAAGUAAGCUAUACCAGAAAAAGUACUUUUUUGCUGGUAUAACCGUGUUGACAGCAAGGCUUUUCUGGCAUAGCUCUGUCAGUCAGGGGUAGGAAAAAAAUCAACCCCCAUCUAGCUGGGCUGGCAAAACUUUUUAAGUGUAGAGCAGGCCUUAGAAGUCAGAGAUGAAUCAAGCUUACUUCCACUUUGCCAUCCUUUAAUGUUUGAAUUUGGAGGAAAAGAUACCAUUGGCUUAAGGCAAUGCUUUUCAACCUGUGGUCUGCGGACCCCUGGGGGUUCACAAACUCUCUCUCAAGAUUUCCAAAGGGGUCCGCACAUCCAUUUGAAAUUUUUUAGGGGUCUGCAAAUGAAAAAAGGUUGAAAACCACUGACUUAAGGAAAAGCUAUGUUUAAUGGUUUGGUAAACCUUGAGAUUUGUGAGUGCUUUUCAGUCUUCUUCCCUUGGCCAACCUAUAGUGCCCUACUGCUCAGUUAAUUAAGUAAUAUAUUUCCUGUGUUGGUUGCUAAUACUUUCACUUUUGUGAACCUUUUUUCUAUGUGCUAAAAGGGUUAUGUUGUUAAAUUACAAAUAGCCAUGUAUGUCUUCUAUACAGAUUUGGCAUGUCAUUUGUUGCCACAUGUAUUUUAAUUAUUGGUCUCCAUUCCUUGUUUGUGUUUAAAAAGCUUUACAUCCAUGAGAUACUUGAUGCCUGGUAAUGGUCAUUGACGAGAAGCAGGAUAGUUUUGAAAGUCAUUCUGUAAACUGAGACAAGGUGGGUGAGGUAUUGGUAUUUAUUGGACCAACUUCUGUUGGUGAAACAGACAAGCUUUUGAGCUACACAGAGCUCUUCUGCGGGUCCUGAAGAAAUGUCCUCAAGAAGAACUCUGUAUAGCUCAAAAGUUUGUCCAUUUCAUCAAGAAAGUUGGUCCAAUAAAACAUAUUGCCUCUGUCACCUUGUCUCAGCAAUAUCCUGGGACCAGCACAACUACAACAACACUACAAACAGUCUGUAAGCUGGCAGACAAUGCUUUCUUUGGAAAUGUGUUCCUAGUACUCUUUUCCCCCUAAUAAUGUAUGUACUUGUAACCCUAAAACAUUUUCUUCUGGUACAACAUAAAAGAAUUUGCACACUGAAGAUUAGUAAAAACAGCACAGAACUGACUGCCUCUCUUGGAAGAUAUAACCAACUAGCUUGCAUAUUAAGCUUUAACUAAAGUUAAAUAUGAAGCUAGAAAUUUUCUGGCUAAAUUAUGGCAAUUGUAGUUGUUUCCAAGGAGCUAUAACUCAUGCCAAAUGGAACAUUCACUUAAAAAGAGAAUUGGCUAUGAAAAAAAUGCAACAAUUAUCUAAAAUUUUGUUGUUUUUCAGAAAAAAAUUCUGAUUGAGUGCAUGCCAGACAGAUGAGUAAAUUUUGAUUUAAAACUAUUGAUUAAGACUGUCAUUUAAAAUUGUACAGAUUACUAAUUCUUUGUUUAGUUCUAACAACAAUAGUUCCAUUUUGUACCUUUGCAUUUGCCUUGGGUCAGGUUCUGAUCAAAUUCUGAUCAGUUAUCAACAAACAACACUCACACCUGCAAAGCCUAUUGCUCAAAGAAACCUGUUAUUAAUAGUUUUAUUUGGUUCAGUCCUCCCAUUGAUUUUUUAAAAGAGCUCUGAUUUUCUUUAAAAUGUCAUACUAGUUGUAAUAACAUUCUACAAAAUGUCCAGUAUUCAUGGUUUUGUUACUCACUGGAAUGCUGAUAGAUUGGGGGACAAAUGCCCAAUUUAAUUUUGUGUGGCCUGCAUCACCACAUGUCUUGAGAAAUUCAUUCCCGCAACAGUAACCACUCAUCUGGGAGCAGAUUCUUCAAUAAACCAAACCUGGUUGUUACAGGUUACAUACAAACCUCAGCAAGACAGAGAAUUUAUUUUGCCAUGGUUUUUAAUAUUUAAAGUUGUGUUUGGCAUUGUGGGAGGCAGCGUUGCCUAGUGGAGCAAUGGACUGGGAUUUAGGCGACUUAGGUUCUAUUCCUAGCUCUGCCAAUGGCCUGCUUUGUGACUUUGGAAAGUUACAUUACCUCUUUGUGUCUCAGUUUCCCCAUCUGUAAAAUGAGGAUAAUGAUACUGAGUCUUGACUCUGCUCCCCCUCCCCAAUACGCUACCCAGCAUACCUGAGCCAGGGCAGAGGGGGAAGUCAUCUGCUACAGGUAUGGAUCACUAGCAGAUUCCUGCUCCCUGGAGCAAGGGAGGAACCGGCCAGGGCAAGAAUUGUCUCUGGCUCAAUUCUUUCCCCGGACUGCUCUGGGACAGUGCAGCUGUGCACCACCCCUUACUCAGAGCUAGAAGGAAAGAGACUAUCUGGCCCAUUGUAGUGUUUUAAGAGGAUCUGCUGAAUAAAGGAUUAGCCUGGUGGGUUAAUGAUAGUGCUCUACAUUGUAGCCUGGUGACCUGGGCUUGAUUAUUGCUCUAAUUGUUUCAUUUCCUGAAUCAUUCAGGGCUGAAGGCUGUGUACAAUGGGGAUAAUAAAAAAGGCAAAUCCUCAGGUCUUAGUCAGGGAUGUACAGCUCCCCUGGUGGGGCCAAAGAGUAAAUAUAGCCUUUAUUGUGCUUACAAAUCAUUUGAUGUAAAAUAUUAAAAAUAAUAAAUGGUAGAAUUAACUCAGAUGAUAAUAUAUUCUAUAGAAUUUAUUUCUAAAAUAUAAAGUCUGAGCAGUAUUUUUUUAAAAUUAAUAGUAGAAAACUACUGUUAUUUUCAGAAAAUAAAACAGAUGUAAGCAAAGAGCCCAGUUCCUUAACAUGUUCCAUAAUGAGUAUGAGAAAUCUCAAAAUUUGCUUCUUAAAAAAAAGUUUCCAACAUUCUUUUUAAAAAAUGCACUUUGUUUAAUUUUGCUGUUCUCAGUGAUCACUUGACAUGCUAAUAAUUCUCUUUUUUCUCCAAGAAAAGGUAUGCAAUCCAGAGCAAGAAAGUUGUGAUGUAAGAAACAAGUUUUCUUGAUUAGUUAAGAAAAUAGAGUAUAUAAAGUACAAGAGCUCUCCAGGGGUCUUCAAGUAAUUUUUUUCCUAGAAUCACAAGGCAACUUCCAACUUACUUGGUAUUGAUGUGCCACAGGUAGCAUUGUUAUCUGGGGAGAAGGGUUUUAAAUUCCUUUCAUGAGAGCUGCCUCAGUUCCCUGUCUCCCAAGCAGCCUACAUUAUGGCAUUAACUAUAGACAUCUCCGGUUCACCUGACACACGUUUUGAAGAAUUUAGUGUUUGGUAGCUUUGCUCUGUUUGUAUCUUCCCUGAAAAAGUUUUGGUUUGAGAUGAGGCUUUACAUUAAGGAAGAGCUGAAAUGUGGGUCUAAAAUGAGAUAUGUCUCUCUGAAAAGGGAAGGUUGAAAGGCAUAUUGAGUGUCAGUGUUCUGGAGGACCCAAGGUUGGCAGAUGGUGCACCGGUAGCACAGAGGGGACACUGUUGUUUGCUCGUGGAGGCUAAAGAGCCACACCCAGGGAGCUUUACAGCUUGGCUUCUCAGAUGGGAAGUCUCCAGUUUCUCAAGUAGGCCCAGAGAAAAUGAAGAGGCAAAUGUAUUAUGUAUUUGUUUAAUGAUUUUCACUUAGGCCUCAGCAGUGACUGAGUCUGUCAAACUGUUCAUACUGAAGAAUGUUCAACAGAUGCUUUUUUUGAGCCUCAAGUGGUAACAAGUCCACAAGAAAAUGAAAAGAACAUGUUGCGCUGUGUUUAAUAUAUUUACUUCCUUCCCCCCCCCUUCCCCACUCCUCCAUAAAAGGUUUCCACAGCAGCCCAAAGAAAGCCUAAAUAGUUUUCUAUACUGUCUGGAGGAAUAAUGGAAAAUAUAUUGACAAACAUGGCUCCCGUUUUAACCAUGCACCCAGUUAAUGCAUCUGCGCUGAUAUGGAUUUUUUUGGAAGAAGGCCUUCGUUAUCUUGAUGGCAAAGGAAAAGUUUCAUAAAAAGGACAAAAACUGAGGUAAAGAGGGGCCCAGAGCAGGCACCAUAAGUCUGUCUUCACUAGAAAUUAAGUUGUGUUAGAACAUGACAUGAGUUUGCAGCAAGUAUAUACAGCAAGUAUAUACAGGAAAAAGUUUGCAUGAGUUUGCAGCAAGUAUAUACAGGAAAAAGACGUGUUUAACAUCCUGUCACCUGGUCAUGAGCAAACAUCAUUGAAACCAUAGGUUUAAUCACAACCAGCGGAUACAGUGUGAAAUACAGCUUGUCCCUGUCUACCCUGACUGCAAAGUCAUGUUUAACAUUGAGUUAGUUAACACAGCUCCUCAGGAUCCUGUUCUAACAUGACCUAAUUUUCAGGUAACAACACACUGUAAGAGUAUGGAAGAAAUAUAGGUCCUCCUGAAUAGUGACUUAGGUUGGGAGCCUAAAGGAGUUAGGCAUUCAGCUCCCAAUAAAUGUCAAUGCUAGUUGGACACCUAACUCCCUUAGGCUCCUAUGAUCCUUAAUUUUUUCUGGAUUACUGACAUGGGCCUACAGUUUUGUUUUGGAUUAUGGGUGAAAGCCAGCCCUUUUGGUAUGGUUGGAGUUUACUGUGAAUCCACCCACCGACAAGUGAGUCUUAGAUAUGCAGACUAAACUUGGAAUUUCAGGCUUCUCAACAGGGUUAUAUUUUUGUGUGCACUGCCAGCUGCUUUUCUUAAACAAAAAAUGUCUUGCUGUUAUGUGAACAUGCACCGCUGUACUUUAUUUUCAAAUUGUUCCACAGAAAAGUACUAGAACUAUUAGGGUAAUUUUAUGUGUAACUAUUUCAAAAUAUGAAGUGUUGUAGUGAAUGUUCACAAAACAGCAAGACUUUUUUUGUUUUAUAUAUAUAUUAUAUAUAUAAUGCCCAUAACUGGGCCCUUCUUUUAAUUGACUGACUGUAGGCACUUCUAUGGAAAUAUGUCUGAAGUGUAGUUUGUGAAAAAUGUUUUAAAAGUGUUUGAUGUAAAAUAAGCGCUAGACAUUUAACAGUGCAGAAUUAGUCAAAAUCUGUAGAUUACAAAUCUGUUCCUAACAGCCUCAGCCUGUAAUAGUGUCUUAGUAAAGUUGAUCUGCUUUAUUUUAGUUAAUCGCAUUUCUGCUGUAAUAGCCUUUUGAAAAUAAAAUUAUUAAUACAUAUGUACUGGUUAAUACCUGUUAAUAUAGAACAUGGCACUUUGUUAUUUUGAUAUGGUUUCACUUAGAACUGAUAGAGUAUAUCAAUUUUAUAAGAAAAGUCAUUCAGCAUUUAUUAUAAAGACAUUUUUCAUGUUAAAAAUACCUUUGGUUGGUCAAACAAAUAUCAGCUAUGUAAAAUUUAUAUUGUCUACCUUGGCCAUGUAUUUUAAAAGAUUCAGCAAUAUAUGUGCAAGAAUAUUAACAGUGCUUCUGAAACUCUGUGAGCUCACAAUUGGUGAUAGAAAGACAGUAUAUUAAUAUGGUUAAUAUUAAUUUAAAUCACAGUUUCAAAAGCACUUUGAGUUAUUUGUCCUUCAAACAGAUAUAACCAAUUCAAUUGUUACAUACAAUGGGAAUUGCAGUGUAACAGUAUAAUUACAAUAGUUGAUUUAAAAAUUGUAUACAACUCCUAACUAGCAAUUUUUGAGAAAAAUAUUUGUACUGCCAUGUAAUUAAAAUAUUUUAUUUUCCAUUAUAACUGGUCUUACAUGCUAAAAUUAUGAGGCUUUCAACAGUAAAGCACCAUUUUAUUUAUGUUUUCAAACUGAGACGUAAAUGGAAAGAGAGUUCAUCUUAAAAUCAAAAUACAUACAUACAUGAAAAUCACUGAACAUUACAAAUUCAUAAUGAGUUACACGUUUCCAAGAUUGAUUUCCUUUGUUUUAUAAAUUAUAAAAUCAAAGAUGCCAAAGGAUAAUAUAAGCUACAAUAACAUUCAACAGAACUUAACCUGGACCUUAUGUUGUAAUAAUUUAUUCAAAUUCCCUGUAUUCUUCUGUAUUUAUAUUUUCAGUAUUUAUUAUGAAUGAUAUGGAAAUUGAUGUAUUUAUUGUGGCUUAUUACUGCAAUGUACAUAUUAUAAAAUUAGCAUUUUUAAGUCUUAACAUUAGGUUUCUUUUUGUUUAUUAGUGACACUCGUAUUCUCCUGUAUUUUUAUUAUAUAUUGUACAAUAUAUAUUGUCCAUUUGUUUGCAACACAGUAAAACAGGUUUCUACGUUA